UUUCAGACGCGUCUUUCAUACGUGGACAAAUCGGUGCCGACAAAUAUUUCGUUUCUAAUUUUAUCGCCAAGGAUGGCGGAAAUCGAUUGGAAAUGGGCGAGCGAGAGAAGCCGCUGAAUCUGCUAGACUUCCCCUACCCCCUACUCGAUCGUAUCCUCGACAUGGUCGUGCACCCUGGUGAAGGCCAUCGAGUUAACCUAGACAACGAUAAGAAGAUCAAUUGUGGUCUCAUUCAUGUCAACCGGGAACUUUACCGCCGAUGGCGCGAUGAAGUACUCUUCAGGGACAACAGCUUCGAGUUAGCCUUGACGACAAACAGCGCGCGCAACGACUUCGAUCAGUUUAAGCAUUUGCGAAGAUUCCUCAGGAAGACCUAUGAUAUUCGCACCUUCUACGUCACAACGCGGACUGCCGUUGCCGGUGAAAACGUGAACAACAAGAUGGAGUAUACUCUCAAAUUCGAUCACGAUACUUGCAGAUUCUCGCGGCUAUCGCAAUAUGGGGUGCGCUAUCCCUGUAACAUGCGUCAUUGCGUCGGUGCCACUCUUCGACCAUGGUGCUAUGACUCCACAACAGUGACUUCGCAUCUAUCAUCUACAGCACGAUCUCUUCGUCCACCGCACUACGCUACAAGAUCACCCAUCACGGCAUGCCUUUGGCUACUCGCCAGAGUAAAUUUAUGUGGUUUUGAUGGAACGCACCUCUUCGAUCGAAGUGGUAGGUUCGUUGCAUUGUGCUCAAGAUGAACAACAGGUACGCUAAUAUCGCGCCUUGGACGGAUCAUGAAGCCAGUGCUGCAUUCACUCUUCUGCCUUCUAUACACACUUAACCACUGCCAGCGCAGUCAACGAUCGUCAGUUCCUGAGCAGUUUCACGGAGCACGGCCAGAUCUCGUCGCGCCCGGCCUUGGUGCCUAGUGUUCUCCAUGGGGGUACAAGGAGGACCGCCUCUCUUCAGGUACGACUACUGUCGCCGCCUCAACCACUUGCCUCUCAACCGAUGGAAACACCAGUCGAACUCAAACCUACCUUGAACAUUUGGAAUUCGGGUCUUCCCAAAUCAAACCCCACCAUGGACAAAUUCCAUUUCGCCUUGCCCGUCGCGCUCGGCGAGUUGCAGCUUGCGUUCUAGCGUGUUCAACGCGUGAGUUUAGAACUUUGCUGAUAG
Messenger RNA from Alternaria rosae, 1167 nucleotides. RefSeq lists its product as uncharacterized. The coding region runs from base 93 to 746 and encodes 217 amino acids. NCBI's taxonomy places the organism in Eukaryota, Fungi, Ascomycota, Dothideomycetes, Pleosporales, Pleosporaceae. The transcript has a single exon. The record is from RefSeq and is a predicted model, not a curated record.